This is a messenger RNA of Drosophila eugracilis, 2835 nucleotides long. RefSeq names its product transcription elongation factor B polypeptide 3 (gene EloA). NCBI's taxonomy places the organism in Eukaryota, Metazoa, Arthropoda, Insecta, Diptera, Drosophilidae. The record is from RefSeq and is a predicted model, not a curated record. The coding region runs from base 307 to 2283 and encodes 658 amino acids. Gene Ontology annotation, biological process: transcription elongation by RNA polymerase II. The transcript has 8 exons. Gene Ontology annotation, cellular component: nucleus; elongin complex.
GACAAAAGCAAAUCUCAUUUGGUUUCUUUCGCUGUUGGCAAAAAGAAAAAAGGCCAAGAAAUUGUUAGUAAAAUCAGUAAUGCACGUGAAAAUAUCUUAAUUCCGUUAGCCUCGCGACCGGAGAUUUUUCCGCCUGCGCCCGUGCUUGUGUGUGCCCCAGUGUGCGUGUGUUUACCUGGAUUCCUCCCCAAAAAACAAGCAAGAAAAAACGGAAAGUGAAAAAGGGAACGGGAAAAUAGACGAAGUCUGCCUGCGUUCGAUUUUUUGUUGUAUUUUAUUUGGUGUUGGAAAUCUAGGGGCGACGCGAUGGCCUCCACUAGCAAUCUGUUGGAUGUGGUGCGCCACUACCAGCGUAGCAUUGAGAAGCACGGCGAGGAUGAAAGUCGGCUGCUGCACUGCAUCACCAAGCUGUUCAAUCUGCCGAUCAAAUUCGAACACCUGCAGGAAACUGGAAUUGGCAAGACGGUGAAUGCACUGCGAAAGUUUAAUGGAGAAGUGGGUGUUGCGGCCAAGACACUGGUGUCCAAAUGGAAGGCCAUGGUGGCUGCUGAAGAGGAGCCUGCAAUCGCCGCUACUCCAACAACUAGCCAUAAUGAAGAGGAUUCGGGCAAGUCAAAGUCUAGUGAUGAGGAUCCCGAUCAGGAGAACAAAGGCAGCAACUCAUCCAGCGGUGAGGACUUGCACACCAGCAAACACAAGUCAAAGCACGGCAAGAGCUCCAAGCAUGACCGCAGCAGUAGUAGCAAAAGUCACUCCAAAAGCAAGUCAGAUAGUUCGGAUAAGAAACAUAAGAGUAGUCGCCACGACAAGUCCAAGGAUAAGGACAAGGAGAAGGAGAAAGAGAAGGAUAAGAAUAAGGAAAGGGAGGGUCACAAGGAGACCAAAGAGCACAGAGAUAAGAAAUCCAAUGGCGAACACAAGUCUAAGGAUUCUAGCAAAUCUAGUAGUAGUCACAAGAGCAGCAAGUCUGAGAGCCAGAAGAGCGAGCACAGCAAAAGCAGGCACGAAAAGGAUAAGUCUGCUCACAGCGAGACGAGGCCAGCAAAAGACAAGUCAAGCAAACACAAGUCAUCAUCAUCUUCUUCCAAGUCAUCAAAGCGCUCCCACAGUCCCCAAAGACCGGAGGAAGAGGCCCAAAAAGCCAAGAUACCAAAAACUAAGCCGAAAUCAGAAGAAGACUCUGUCGACGGUUUUGACUCUAGUAUGGGCGCCAAUUUCGACGAUGUCCUUGGCUUGCUCAACAUGCCCAUGAGCAGCAAGAAGGGUAACAGCAGCAGCAAGAGCAAGUUCUCCGCCAAGCCGAAUACAGCUCCUUCCUCGUCAACUUUACCGAUACCCACGGCGGCUGGAUCAACCAGGGAAAUCCUGUCAACUAGCAGUCGGACGACAACCACCAGAAAACCCGAGCUGCUAGCAUCAACAGCCAAGCUGGAGCCCUUGGACCCAAGCAUUGCAUUGGAACUGCCCACCAUUUCAAACAACUACAAGCCCUUGCCAUUGAAUCAGACGGUUAUGGACGUGGUCUUUAAUCAAGGCGGCUCACAUAAACCCCAAGCAUCACGUUACUUUAAUGAAUCAGAAGCCCUCGCCCAAGGCAUAUCCUCCAAAACUAUGCGCACAAAGAUCUAUUCAGGCGUAAGAACUGGUCAAAUUCUACAGGUCCCUUCGCUCUUCGAUCUUUGUACGCGUGUUCUUCAGAAGAAUAUUGAUGCCCUGGAAUACACGGGUGGCGUGCCCUUUGAGGUGCUUCGUCCUGUUUUAGAACGCGCCACACCUCAGCAGCUCUUAAACUUCGAGGAGUACAACCCAUAUUUAAUGGAUGACAGUGAUAUCCUCUGGCAGCAGCAUGUCCAGCGACACUGUCGCAGUCAACGGCGUGAGGAGAUGGAGACGUGGCGAGAGAUGUUCCUGCGUUGCCAAGAGGAGAAGGAUCGCAAACUCAGCAUUCUCGCCGAGAGCAUCAAGGCAUCACAAAAGAUUAGCGAGGCACCCGUGCGUAAGACUCAGCUAGCCUUUGUAGACUCAAUGGUAAAGCCGCCGCGCAGUGUGCAGCGUAAGCAAGAGCAAUAUGGCACCAAGGGCAAGCUUAUAGCGACUCCAGCUGCCCGGGUGGCUUCCUUGUCCAGCGUAACACCAAAUGCAGCUAAGGUGGGCGAUGCACGACUUCGUGUGCUGGCCGCCACCCGAGACACGGCCCAAGUGGGUGCUGGUCCUGGACGGUCCAAAAAGGCGCCUCUAAUGGCCAAGACCUUGCAGUUCAUGCGCGGACGCCAUAAACGAUAGAUGCGUUUACUCAAUAGAGCCACAAUCUUAUACUCAAAUUGUUUACCGACAACUUAAGCAACAGCAGCAAAAGCAGCAAACUUGAUCUGAUUAAAAGGCGUUCACAGUAGGAUUACCUCCAAAUUGAAAUUGGCAGUUAAACGAGACACUGUGAUAUUAGACCUUUUGUUACCCAGUGCGUCGCGGAAUUGGACUGCUCUUGUCUGCAUGCGUAUCAAAAUUGCAUGCUAUUUAUUAUUUAUUCAUGUUCUGCCCCAUAUUUGAAUUAGUUAAUAAGUCAAGGUCAACAAGAUAAAUAUUGAAAGUCGAAUAAUACAACGUUUUGUUGCAUCCUAUUGGGGCAGUCAACAAGCUAGGAUGAAAAUUUUAUGAAAUUUGAUAAUUUAAAGAUCAGAAGAAUGUUGACUGAUCAAUCCAACAUUACUUUUAGAUUAAGCUCAAUGUUCUUUGUCCCAGAGGGCUGUGCGAAUGUCCAAAAUCAUAGAGGUUCCAUGCAAAUCAAUUGUAUAUAAUGUAUGUUACACGAAAAUGUAAACCCAAUCCUAUAUCAAA